AUGACGAUGGAUUCAUCAUCACCAUCGAAGGGUUGGAACUUAGGAGAACUUCCCAAAGAUUACCCUAUUCCUCCAUCCGGACCUAGUACGGAUACCUCGGAUUAUCCACCACCAUCUCCAAGGCUAUUGCUUAAGGGUUGGAACUUUGGAGAACUUCCUAAAAAUAUCCCUAUUCCUCCAUUUGGGCCUAGUAGAGGCUCCUCUAAUUAUCCACCACCACCACCUCCCAACUCCUUGUUCAAGGGUUGA
Molecule: messenger RNA, 249 nt
Organism: Dovyalis caffra
Lineage: Eukaryota; Viridiplantae; Streptophyta; Magnoliopsida; Malpighiales; Salicaceae
Source: the annotation of a GenBank genome assembly